AGUUGUGCGUUUAUAUGGAGCGUGAAAUUAUCUACUACUAGUAAAUUUGUGUUUACAUAGGUUAAAAAAUUAAUUAAAUAAUGAAUACGUUGUGUCGAAUAUCUCCAAAAAAUAUUAUUUCUACGUGUUAUAAAAUACAAGCAAAUAAUUAUGCUGCACCAGGAUCAAAAAUAACACUUGGAAAAGGUGUCAGUUCGAAAAAAGGUGUUUCUUCAAACAGGAUGGUAUUCCCUGUCGAAAAAGAUACUAAUAAAUUAAUAACUUAUGUUUGCGGAUCCAAUUAUUUUAAAGAGGGAGAAGAUAUUAAACUUAAACCUGAUUCAGAAUAUCCAGAUUGGCUUUGGACUCUUCCAUUGACACCACCACGUCUGGAGGAUAUGGAUCCAAAUACAAAACAAUAUUGGCGUCGUUUAAGAAGGCUCGGUUUACAAAAUAAUAAUUUAAAAAGAAAAUUUAAAUAAUUGUCGAUAGAUUAUGUAUAAAUAAUAAUUAAAUAAUAUCUAUGCAAGAGGAAACGUAUAUUAAAUAAAAUUUGUAAAUAGAACUUUUAUUAAGAACGAAUAAAAUAAUUAAUAAAAAAAAGAAAAGAAAA
Messenger RNA from Polistes canadensis, 592 nucleotides. RefSeq names its product 39S ribosomal protein L54, mitochondrial (gene mRpL54). Gene Ontology annotation, molecular function: structural constituent of ribosome. NCBI's taxonomy places the organism in Eukaryota, Metazoa, Arthropoda, Insecta, Hymenoptera, Vespidae. The coding region runs from base 81 to 461 and encodes 126 amino acids. Gene Ontology annotation, cellular component: mitochondrial large ribosomal subunit. The record is from RefSeq and is a predicted model, not a curated record. The transcript has 2 exons.